AUGGGGAAGCAGAAGAGGUCGCUUUCCGUCGCGGGAAAAAAUAUAUUAGGAGACAGUUGUGUAGAGUCUUUGUCAAGAUGUCUGUUUGUUGGUCUGCCUCUCUUUAUUAGCCAAAAGAAGAAGAAAAUAAACUCAAAACCCAAAUGUCUGAAUGAGCAAGAAAUUCCCUAUCGGCUGCGGGAGAUCAUGAAGAGCCGUGAGGAAUUAAAGAACCCCAAGAGCAGGAAGAAAAAGAAAGCAGGAAGCAAACAGAGGCCCAGCUCAGAGAGCGACAUACCAGUGCCGAGAUUUAGGAGGCGCAAGGGGGAAUCAGAAUCUUCCUAUGUGAGGCGUAUGGACCAGGAAACUCAGCGUGUGCUGUUCCUCACUGAAAACCAGCUGCAACGUGAGCCUGAGAAAGAAGAGCCAAUCCAAGAAAAGUCCCAGAAGAAAAAAGAAUUUCAGAGAAAGAAGCUGGAUAAAAUCCGAAAACAAAAAGAAGAGAAGAAAAUAGCAGUGCUGGAGAAGGACUUACUCAGUGACUCAGUAGAGUUUGGAGAAGUUGCUCUACAGCCCCCGACACUUACAGCAAAGCCCAGAAAGAGUGUCGUCAAAGAGAAGGCUGGCCACAAGCAGCUUCUGCUAAUGUCUCUCUUGGGCUCUGGUACAGCAGCCCAUAAAGUCGUCCAUGCAUCUCUUGCUCGCCAGAGGAUCGUGCAGGAGGAGAGAGACAGGGUUGUCCAAGCCUACCGGGACCUAAAGAAACGUAAGCAGCAGCAACAGCUGUCAGCCCAGAGCCAGCUGGCUUUGGAGAAACUAAGGAAGCCAGUCUGA
Messenger RNA from Euleptes europaea (tarantolino), 813 nucleotides. It is a transcript of the gene CCDC137, whose product is annotated as coiled-coil domain containing 137. Lineage: Eukaryota; Metazoa; Chordata; Lepidosauria; Squamata; Sphaerodactylidae. The record is from RefSeq and is a predicted model, not a curated record. Bases 1 to 813 code for a protein of 270 amino acids. The transcript has 6 exons.